This is a messenger RNA of Chelonus insularis, 1880 nucleotides long. RefSeq names its product Transmembrane protein 43 (gene Tmem43). NCBI's taxonomy places the organism in Eukaryota, Metazoa, Arthropoda, Insecta, Hymenoptera, Braconidae. Gene Ontology annotation, biological process: nuclear membrane organization; lipid metabolic process. The coding region runs from base 217 to 1359 and encodes 380 amino acids. Gene Ontology annotation, cellular component: nuclear inner membrane; nuclear envelope. The record is from RefSeq and is a predicted model, not a curated record. The transcript has 3 exons.
UGUUUACUAUGUUCCUGUUUAUAUACAAGUACUAUUAAUAUUAUAUUUUCGUUAAUGUACAAAAUAGUGCUCACCUAAUAAUACAAUAAAAAUAAUUAUGUUAUUAUAACGAAUGGCGUUAGUUGAUCAAAGUACUUAUAUUAGAAUAUGAAUAUUUUUUGUAGAAAAAUACGGGUAUAAUAAUUUAUAUAUAAUAGAAUAAAUAAUUGAAUAAAGAUGCGUAGAGAAAAUUCUUCCACUAACAAUGAAUCUAAUCAAGAAUUCCAACAAUCUAGAUUUACUACAGUUAUAGGUUGUAUUUUAUGUUUAAUUGGGAUAUUUCUUUUAGUUUCAAACGAGGGAGAAGCUGCUUCAGUAUCUCAUUCUUUGAAUGAAGCUUUAAGUCACAUAGUAAUAAUUGAAAAUAUAUAUGACCUUUCAAAAGAUUAUGAAGAUAGAUUAGUUUAUUUUUCUGGUCCAUUGUGGAUCAAUGAACCUUUAACAGAACCAGAUUAUGGAGUUAUUAUUGAAAGUGUUAAACUCAAAAGACGAGUUCAAGUUUAUCAAUGGGUUGAAAUAGAAGAAGAACGUACCUAUGAAAAUUAUGAGGAUGGUAAACAUUAUUAUUACACCACUGAAUGGAAGGAUAAGCUGAUUGAUUCAGAUCAAUUUUAUAUUCGAUAUGGACACGAAAAUCCAAAAGAAAUGCCAAUUAAGAGUCAAAUUCAAAUAGCAGAUCAAGUGAAAAUUGGUAAUAUUAUUCUGGGUUCAGAAUUGAAGAAAAAAUUCAAUGAUUUUAGAGAAAUCACUAGUGAUCAACGGCCUGAAAGAAGUGACAUCAAAAUGCAUGCUGGAUUGUAUUAUCAUAGCUCUGAUUUAUGGAAUACACAAGUUGGAGACGUAAGAGUGUUAUUGUCUUUUGCUGGAAAAGCAGGAGAUAUAUAUACUAUUGUUGGAAAAUUUGUACGAGGAACAAUAGUGCCAUUUAUUACUCCCCAUGGGAAUGAAAUUUUGCUCCAAAGGAAAAAUAAAGUAACCAUAGAAAUAAUGUUUCACCUAGAGCAUGUUUAUAAUUAUUGGAGGACUUGGAUAAUGCGGUGUAUUGGAUGGCUUGUAAUAUUCAUGUCUACAACAUGUCUUUCAAAUACAAUCAAGAAAAUAACCUUAAAUUCACAAUAUUUAAGUGGAAUAAUUCCACUUGAUUCAUUGGCCUUAACUACUUCCUUCUCAAUAAGUAUUUUAGUUGUCGGCAUUGGAUGGCUUUGGUAUCGUCCAAUUAUUGCUAUAUGUAUAACCUUACUUUCGACGUUUCCAUUUUUGUACUAUGCUUUCUUUUCUUCCCCAAAUCAAACACGAGAACGGUAUCAUAGAAUAACGUAGGUAUGAAAAAAUUAAAUUUUGAGUAUAUUCAUGAGUUUCAUUUUGAGUGUGUGUGUAUUUAUCAACCAUGAGUGUAACUUCAUCUAGUCGUUUAUUGUGAUGAAGGUAUAAUAGGUUAUAUGAUCAUGUUUAUUUAGUAUUGAUAUUAUUAUAAAUUAAUUGAUUAAAUAUUAAUUUAUUCGUGUGUAUGAUAAUUUUAUUGAUUUUGAUUUCAAAGUGGAACAUCCCUGUCUAGUCUCAAUACACUGUCGUUAAUUCAGCAUAUUUCAUCCAUGUUGUACAGUUUUCAACUUCAUAUUCUAAAAAAUUUUGAUACAAUUGUCGACACUGAUCAAAUUCACUUAACUGAAUCUUUAAAUCAAUAAUAAUUUUUUCUUAAUGAAUCAUCAAGAAUAAAUAUAGAAUCAAAUAAUAAAAUUGUAACAUAUGAUUGGAUUGUAAAAACUCCAUUGUAUUUUGCUACUCAAUUGUCAGGACAUAACAAAUGAAAUAAAAUAAUCAAAUAAAUAGAAAAAUAUAUG